Molecule: messenger RNA, 1774 nt
Organism: Hypoxylon trugodes
Lineage: Eukaryota; Fungi; Ascomycota; Sordariomycetes; Xylariales; Hypoxylaceae
Exons: 2
Coding region: 424-1629 (401 amino acids)
Source: RefSeq, a predicted model, not a curated record
GUGAAUAGCUGGGUUUUAUUAAUUAUAAAUGAUAAUUAAUGAAUUGGUACUUAGGUACAUGCAAAAUACAUCAUCAACACUUCAAUUACCGAAAGAGGCAAUCAGCUACCCAGCAGAUAUCGUCAUGAAUGGCCCAAGCUCCUUAUGUGUUCCUAGAAGAUGAUGUCGAUCAGAUCAAUGACAUCACAUUAACCUAAGCUGAAGGUAACAAUUACUCUCCAAGGUGAGAGGUGUAAAUGGAUUUCAAUCCCAAGCUUUGCCAAUGGCUGAACCCAUCCUGCCCACCUAUUUGUCUUCAUAAACCCCUGACAUUGCCGAAACUACCUCUUCAUAUCACGUACAGAGAUAAUAGAAUAGGUCGAGGUAUUCAAUUGCAAUAUCUCCCAAUCCCCGUCAAUUACAGAUAUCACGCUAUUGCCCACCAUGACUACGACUCGAUCUGGUGCUAAAGCUGAAAAUGGUGUCAAGAACCGGAAUGGCGAGAAUGCUGGUACUAAGCACCAACUUGACACGAAGACUUCUCCAUCAUCCAAGCGAACCAAGAAGGAAGACGAUUUGAAGCAGACCACCAUCGAAGACAGAAUACCGAGGUACGAAUACAUGAGUAGCUAUUUAUUGAUACAACGAAUAUUGUUAACAUCUCGAUGUAGCCCUACGGAAGCAUAUGGCGAACCACCGGCCGAUAGUCUGAAGAAGAAACGCGAAAACGGCGAGAACGGAAAAAACGGUGCAGUUACCGAGAACAAGCCGGAGCAGAAUGGUUCUGCCGAAAAAGAAGGAGCAAGAGAAGGAGUUGUCCCGUCAAAUAUCCUAGAGAAAGGUAUUAUAUACUUCUUCAUUCGUGGUCGAGUAGGUAUCGACGAGCCGAGCAGCGUAGACGAUAUCCGCCGCAGCUACAUUGUCCUGCGCCCACUGGACAAAGAUGCGAAACUUGGCGAGGGCACGAUUGAAGAUGUUGGGAAUAGCCGCCUAAUCGCUAUUCCUAAGAAAGUGUUACCAUCAAGUGGCCGAGAUAGAUGGAUCGCUUUCGUCGAGAAAUCGCACGCUUCUUUCAAAGCGUUGAAGGAAGAUUUUAUCUCGGCUUCCGAUUAUACCACCAAGACUGCUGGUGUGCGACAUACCCCCGCUGCAACUCCAAUAGCUGAAGGGAUCUAUGGUAUCACGAGCACCGGUCGCGAGAGCCACCUCGCGUAUAUGCUCACUUUACCCGAUGAGCUCGGUGAAGUCCAAAAGGAGAUUGGACUUAAGGGGAAAGGAAGUUUUAUUAUUAGCACCAGAAACCCUCAAUAUGAAGCUCCCAAAGGCGCUGCUCUUCCACAGGGUCCAGAAUAUCCGCAGGAAGUACUAGAUGAUUUCCGAUCUCUUCGGUGGAUCGGAACACAACCCAAGCAUCUCGACUAUGCAAACACGCAAUUCCUAUUAGUUGGUGAAUCAAGCGGUAUUAAAAAGGCGACCGAGCCACAGAAAAAUCAAAAAGAAGGACAGGAAAACCCUAUAGAGGAGUUGGAGAAGUUGGAAGAUGAAGAUACUCACCGAAUGGAGGGCCUGCAAGGGGAUGAUUCAGCAGCUAUCUUUGCCGAUCUGCAUGCUCGUGCAAAGGAUUAUCCUAAGCUGCAAACUACGUUCUAAGAUACCUAGGUAUGAAAUGAUGUAAAAUGAAUCAAAAGUGAAAAACAGAUAAGGAAAUGAAACAAAUGAAACGCGAUGUAUUAUAAUAAAGAGAUGCUUGGUAUAUAUCAUGUUUGGGAAUGAGGAAUGUUCAAUCCCUGUAAAU